CGAAGAUACUUCAUGCCAUCAUGAGAGAUCACUGUCUUGGUAACUUGGGUCAAUGAUAUGCCGAAGGCAAGACUGCGAUUGGUGCGAAAAUCGGGACAGAUCCAUGCGAGCCUCCGCCAUUCGGAAUGCUCUCUCCACAUUUUUCUCUCCACAAGCCUUGGCGGGGUGAUGGGCUAUUGAAUUUGAGGGACAUAUGAGACUCCAUGCAGGCAUAGUAUUCAAGCAUGAAUUUAAGAGGCUAGCAUUCAUGGACAAUCCUACGGAUUGGGGAUCAUUGCCUUUCUUGCAUAACGCCCACGCGUUGGCAACGCUAGGAUAAAUGGAAAAAUGACUCGGGAGACUUUUUGAAAUGGCGCGAUCCUUUUUGUCUGCGACCAUAAAGCAAAGCUGCCUUGCCUAUUCUCUACGACUUUGCUCCAAGUUUUGUUGUUUUCAUUUGGCUAAUGAACCAUGAGACUCCCUCCUAAGUUAUACCAAUUUCUCGUUGCGGUAUUCGCCUCUCUUGGGUCACUUCUCUAUGGAUACGAUUUAGGCGUCAUAGCAGAAGCCAUUGCGUCCCACAAUUUCAUCAAUGUUUUCAACCCAACUUCUGCUGAGACUGGCGCGGUUGUGAGUGUGUUUACGGGUGGUGGCUUUUUUGGAGCCUUCUUCGCAGGACCUGCGGGUGAUCGAUUUGGUCGGAAAUGGACCAUCUUCAUUGGAGCGCUCAUUUUUUGCCUCGGCGGCGCUUUGCAGACUGGCGCACAAUCACUUAGCUACCUAUACGCAGGAAGAUGUCUUGCGGGCGUUGGCGUGGGCUUUUUAGUCAUGAUUGUCCCGAUGUACCAAGCUGAGCUCGUCCAUCCGGAUAUUCGUGGCCGCGUCACCGGUCUACAGCAGUUUAUGCUAGGAAUAGGUGCUCUUGCCGCCAGUUGGAUCUCCUAUGGUUGCUUCGUCGGCUUCCCAGACACAGACAGUAAACAAUGGAGAGUCAGCUUAGGUAUUCAGAUUAUACCGGCCGGCCUGCUUGCUUUGCUUAUCCUUCUCUUCCCGGAAUCUCCCCGUUGGCUCAUUGAUCACGGCCAUACAGAGGAAGGCUUGAAAACUCUUGCCAAAUUGCAUGCUCAUGGUAAUGAGCGUGACCCAUGGGUCCUUGCCGAGUAUUCCCAAAUAAGAGACACAAUUGAGUACGAACACGAGCACGAAGCAAAAUCAUACCGCGAGCUCUUCACAAAUAUGAGCAGCUUCCGCAGGCUCUGGCUCGCAACUGCUUUGCAGGCCAGUGUGCAAAUGACCGGUGUCAGUGCGAUUCAAUAUUAUUCAGUAACAAUAUACGGUCAGAUGGGUAUCAGUGGCGGCGAUACGCUCAAAUAUCAGGCUUACAAUUCAAUUAUCGCACUGGGUGCGCAGGCUCUCUGCAUGUUGGUCAUCGAUUACACAGGUCGCCGCUGGCCGCUCAUACUUGGAAAUCUUGGAAAUUGUAUCACCUUUGUCAUUGCAACGAUUCUACUUGCGAAGUAUCCCGCAGAUACGAAUGGUCCUAACACUCAUCACGCUGCAAGCUGGGCUUUUAUUGCUAUGACCUGGCUUUACAAUUUCUCGUUCUCGGCAACAUGUGGCCCGUUAAGCUGGAUCAUCCCUGCCGAAAUCUUCGACACUCGCACGCGUGCAAAAGGUGUCAGUAUUGCAACCAUGACUAGUUUCGCAUUCAACACAAUGAUUGGUCAAACCACAAGUACUGCUAUGAAGACUAUCAAGUACAGGUGGUAUUUUCUAUUCUGCGUUUGCAACUUUACAAACGCCGUGUUUUUCUGGGCGUUCAUGCCGGAAACCAAGAAGCGUCCUCUUGAGGAGAUGAAUUAUCUCUUUACCAAUGCGCCAUGGUUUGUACCAACGAUGAAGAUGCAAGAUUUCGAAUCCCAUGAUCUCGAACGCAGAGCAGAAGAAGCGCAGGAGAAAGGAAAUCUUGCACUGCGACGCGACAGUCUAUGACUGUGCCCGCAUAUUUCAAUUUGAGCCAUCUAGUUUCUCGUACUUUCCGAACGAAGUCAAGAUAUCGGGUCCUGAUAUCUAUAUAGCAGUAUGAC
Molecule: messenger RNA, 2066 nt
Organism: Verruconis gallopava
Lineage: Eukaryota; Fungi; Ascomycota; Dothideomycetes; Venturiales; Sympoventuriaceae
Exons: 4
Coding region: 451-1971 (506 amino acids)
Biological process (GO): carbohydrate transport; transmembrane transport
Cellular component (GO): membrane
Molecular function (GO): carbohydrate:proton symporter activity
Source: RefSeq, a predicted model, not a curated record